GACAGGAGUCGUGCUCGGAAUUGGUCUGUUGUGUUUUGGCUCCUCCCUUCCAACUAACACACAAAACAAACUCACAAAACCAACCAACAAACCAACCAACAAGCACUUCGACAACAACAAAACUAAUUAAUACAAUGGGCGUUCUUACCGUUUUCCUUGACAAAGCCACAAACCUUGCUGACACUGACGUAAUUGGCAAAACUGAUCCCUAUGUUAUUUUGGACCUCAAACAAGAUAACUGGGUUGGAGAUCGAGACUAUGGCUACCAAAAAUCAUCUACCAAAUCCAAUGACUGUAAUCCUGUAUAUGGUGAAUCGUUCACCUGGAACAAUAUUGACGAGCUCAAGAACUUGGUUCUGAAGGUGCGGAUAAUGGAUUCAGACUUUGGUUCUCGUGAUGACAAGGUGGGAAACUGCACCAUUCACCUGGAUAAAUUGGGCCUGUCAAAUCGACCCAUGGAUGUCAAUGAAGUUGUUGACCGAAACAUGUUCACAGCCAAUGGUAUGAUCCACCUCAAGGUGUCUUUUGAUGAGUGAGUGGAAGUUGGAGCAUGAAGUGCGGGUACCAUCCCAGGCCCGAAAACCUGGGGAUAGGUGAAAUUUAGAGCUAAGGCUAAGUUAAAUAUUUCUAAUCCCGACUUACUCGUCGUUAGUACCGCUUUCAUGUUCUUUCUAAGUUCCUUCAACAAGUUUGCU
Molecule: messenger RNA, 695 nt
Organism: Seminavis robusta
Lineage: Eukaryota; Bacillariophyta; Bacillariophyceae; Naviculales; Naviculaceae
Source: the annotation of a GenBank genome assembly